Suncus etruscus (white-toothed pygmy shrew) is the source of this 1312-nucleotide messenger RNA. Its product is annotated as outer mitochondrial transmembrane helix translocase-like. The transcript has 2 exons. NCBI's taxonomy places the organism in Eukaryota, Metazoa, Chordata, Mammalia, Eulipotyphla, Soricidae. Gene Ontology annotation, cellular component: mitochondrial outer membrane. Gene Ontology annotation, molecular function: ATP hydrolysis activity; ATP binding. The record is from RefSeq and is a predicted model, not a curated record.
GUGCUGCUGCUGCUACUUCUGCUGCUUUUCCUUUUCAGGGUUAACAAUCAAGAUGGUACAUGCUGAAGCCUUUUCUCGUCCUAUGAGUCGGAAUGAAGUUGUUGGUUUAAUUUUUUGUUUGAUGAUAUUUGGUGCACUAACAUACUUUACAAUCAAGUAGAUGGUAGACACAAUUGAUCCAACCAGAAAGCAAAAAGUAGAAGCUCAGAAACAGGCAGAAAAGCUAAUGAAGCAAAUUGGUGUGAAAAAUGUUAAGCUUUCAGAAUAUGAAAUGAGUAUUGCUGCCCAUUUGGUAGACCCUCUUAACAUGCAUGUUACUUGGAGUGAUAUUGCAGGUCUAGGCGAUGUUAUUACAGAUCUGAAAGACACAGUUAUCUUGCCUAUCAAAAAGAAGCACUUGUUUGAAAAUUCCAGGCUUUUGCAGCCUCCAAAAGGUGUUUUUCUCUAUAGGCCUCCAGGCUGUGGUAAAACUUUGAUUGCCAAGGCUACCGACAAAGAAGCAGGUUGUCAAUUUAUUAACCUUUAGCCUUCAACACUGACCGAUAAGUGGUAUGGAGAAUCUCAGAAAUUAGCUGCUGCUCUUUUCUCCCUUGCCAUAAAGUUGCAGCCUUCCAUCAUCUUUAUAGAUGAAAUUGACUCCUUUCUACAAAACCGUUCAAGUUCUGACCAUGAAGCCACAGCCAUGAUGAAAGCUCAGUUUAUGAGUCUCUGGGAUGGGUUGGAUACCGAUCAUAGCUGCCAGGUUAUAGUGAUGGGAGCUACUAACCGUCCUCAGGAUCUUGACUCAGCUAUUAUGAGAAGAAUGCCCACAAGAUUUCAUAUCAAUCAGCCGGCUCUAAAGCAAAGAGAAGCAAUCCUCAAACUUAUCUUGAAAAAUGAAAAUGUGGACAGACAUGUGGACUUGUUGGAAGUUGCCCAGGAAACUGAUGGGUUUUCAGGAAGUGAUCUCAAAGAGAUGUGUCGUGAUGCUGCUCUUCUCUGUGUGAGGGAGUAUGUCAAUUCUGCAUCAGAAGAAAGCCACGAUGAAGAUGAAAUUCAGGGGGUUGAACAACAGGACCUGCAUCGGGCAAUUGAAAAGAUGAAGAAGUCGAAGGAUGCAGCAUUUCAGAAUGUUUUAACACAUGUUUGUUUAGAUUAAGAGUAAAGAUCAUCUGUACAGUUCACUAUGGCCCAGUUUGAUGUGCCCUCUUGUCAGUGCAAGUAGAAUCAAGGAAGUGUCGUUUCAGCAGUGAGGGAGUCAUGUUUGACACUGGUUUUGUGCUCUGAAUUCUAAGUUAUUGAGAUACAGUUAUAUAAAUGGUGUUACUACUGU